CCUUACAUAAAAACCACACACAUGAGUUUUGUGGGAGAAAGGAAGUUAUUUAACUAGAGAUGGCUUGCUUUGGUUUAGAUGGCCUUAGAAAAACAAGACUCAAGAAUGGUUUUUUCGAACGUUCAUCCCCAGCUUUACAACAAGUUUUGCUUCAGCUUUUCCGAGCUCAAAAACCUAUGGAGAUCGAUCAUCGUUUAUAUGAAUUUGGGUCCGUGGAAUACUAUGUUCAGUCCUCUGCUUCAGAUCCACAAAACAUCUAUCUGUCGAUUUCGACCCCAAUACUCUCUCCCAGGACACUCGUAUCACAAGGACUGUGUCCUUACACGAUACAAAAGGUGAAAGAUAUAAGUCCUGAUGUGGUGGACAUACUUCACCCUGCAAGAGAUGGAUACCAACUGACCUUACAGCUGAAAUUUGUUCAUAUACCACAAGGCAAAGAUGGAGCGAAGAUAAUCAAGGAGAUUGCUGCAGUAGCAUCUGUAAUAUUGAGUUCACAACUGAAAGAAAUGCUCCGCAAUUUCAGUUCAGAGGAUGCUUCUGAAGGGACUUAUAAACCGAUUAAGUGUAUAUAUCACCCAAGAGAACCUCUCUUUGUAAUCAGACAGCCAAAGAAGGUUACUGUUGUAUUCCCUAUGAGAUUCAAGGAAACUUCAGAUGUGGUUAUUGCCACAUCCUUUUUCCAGGAGCUCAUGGACAUUGGAAGCUCUGAAGCAUUUGCUAAAGCACCUCCAUGCACAUGGUCACCUAUUCCUCCUCCAGAGUUGAGGGGAGAACUCAUGGAGGACUUGAGUACGAAUGGAGGAUUUGUCUCUUUUGACAUCUUUUCACGCCACGUUGAUGAUAAAAGACUAGAUAAUACUGUGUGGAAUCUACUGAACUUCUACACCUAUGUUAAAUCUCAUAUAAAGGUACAACUUCUAGUAGCUUCAACUGAUUUAGAGUUUAGACAAUGGCAAGUCCACAUCCUGAUUUUAAUGCAAGAAUCGCUACAGAGCACCAAGGGGUUUAUUCAAAGAAAGAUGAGAAGGAGGUUGGACGAUUUGGUCAAGAUCUUGCAUCAGCCAGACCUAGAUGAAGAUGAUAACGAACAGCAGGUUCGAGGAUGCGGCUGGAAAAUGAAGCCUGUCAGUUCUUCAAGAUUCAGAAAACUCAGAAAACAAUAUGGUGAUUUCAAGAAGAAGAUCAAGAGAACAAGAUACCGUAUUAGAAUUCAUGGAUUCAGUGAACUGAACAACAAGAUCAAGAGAAUCCAUCAUCGUAUUAAGAUCCAUGACUUUGGACUUCACCGCCAAUGGUUUUCUACCCCUAAACUAAAGUCUGCAAACAAAUAUACAAGAUUAGGGUAGUUCAGUUCUUGAUGAUUUGAAAAGGCACUUUCUCGUCAUCAGGUUGACCAAUUACCAUCAGCUGCAAACAAAAAAAUUAAACAGCUUCAUGUACUUUUCAAAAGUAAUUCUUAACUGUAGCCACAUAUGCUUAUGUAAGCUUAGAUGCGUAAUGUAACAUAGUUAAACUAAACACAAGAACAGAGAAACUCGAUGCUCUAUUACUUUUGUAUGGUUAUCUUGGUGCUUAUUACACAUAAUCAAUUAAUCAUAGAAGCAUUAUCAGUUUGUUUUCCU
Beta vulgaris subsp. vulgaris (sugar beet) is the source of this 1622-nucleotide messenger RNA. RefSeq names its product actin-related protein 2/3 complex subunit 2B. The coding region runs from base 60 to 1346 and encodes 428 amino acids. Lineage: Eukaryota; Viridiplantae; Streptophyta; Magnoliopsida; Caryophyllales; Amaranthaceae. The record is from RefSeq and is a predicted model, not a curated record. Gene Ontology annotation, cellular component: actin cytoskeleton; Arp2/3 protein complex. Gene Ontology annotation, molecular function: actin filament binding; structural constituent of cytoskeleton. The transcript has 9 exons. Gene Ontology annotation, biological process: Arp2/3 complex-mediated actin nucleation; actin filament polymerization.